Fusarium falciforme is the source of this 585-nucleotide messenger RNA. RefSeq lists its product as hypothetical. Bases 1 to 585 code for a protein of 194 amino acids. Lineage: Eukaryota; Fungi; Ascomycota; Sordariomycetes; Hypocreales; Nectriaceae. The record is from RefSeq and is a predicted model, not a curated record. The transcript has 2 exons.
AUGUCAUCCCGACCAAGCUCGUCCAAGCCUCAGGGAAUUUCCAAGUGUCGAUACACCACCUCGGCCUUGUCAAAGGGAACUGCAACCUUGCGAAAGGGGAUUACUGGAGGGACAAUGACGGACGACGAAAACACCAAGACGCAGGCUGACGAGGAUCGCCUUCUCAUGCCACCUCCCCCUCGACCCGCCACUCGUCGAACCCGAUCUUCUCCCAAGAAAGCGUCUCCUCAGAAGACCGCCGAAUUUACCAUGAAGCUCCGACCUCGAAAGAACAAGAGCAAGGACAAAACCGAGCUUGUCGCUAUCACCACCGGCACCAACAACGACACUGACAACACCGACACCAAGACGGCAAAGGAUGACACCAAGAAGCCGGAGGAUGAAGACCUUCCUCCCAUCAAACCCCUCAACCGACGGGAACGCCUGCUUUUUCCUGGCAUCAUGCCCACCUGGCUAUUUGAGACCAUGACCCCCGAGGAGGUCGAGCUCUGGCGCGAGCUGGCGUCUCAGGCGGGUGACCGUAUGUUGACUGUCGACGAGGUUGACAAGCUUUGCGAGGAGUUCUACAAAGAGUCGCGAGAGUGA